Geodia barretti is the source of this 468-nucleotide messenger RNA. The record is from the annotation of a GenBank genome assembly. NCBI's taxonomy places the organism in Eukaryota, Metazoa, Porifera, Demospongiae, Tetractinellida, Geodiidae.
UUGGUUGAAGUCAGUUACCCCGAAUUUAUCCGCCUGGUGCGGCGGGCCUACCGCCGGUUGCCGCUUCAUGUGCUGGACGCCCUGGAAAACGUCGACAUCACGGUGGAAGAAUGGCCGGGUCCUGAUGAGGAGGAACUGCUGGAGGAAGGGAGCACACUAUUCGGUCUGUACUACGGAGUACCUCUGACAGAUAGGGAAGGGUUGCCACCUUCCCUGCCCGACCGCAUUACCCUCUAUCGCCAGCCCAUUCUGGAAAGCUGCGAGACCCGCCGCGAAGUCGUCCGCGAAAUCCGCAUAACCCCUGUGGCACGAGGAAUCUGGGCCACCGGUCUCCUGGUUACUGAAGAAGAACCCGACCCCGGCCGUGCAGUUUGGGACGAGUUUUGUGGGCAUGUGGAUAACCUGUCUCCUCGUACCCCCGGAACCUGUCUGGCUGGCAAUCGCAUUUGUGUGCUUCCGCGUCUUUGA